UGUGUUACUUUACCCAACAGCAUCACUGACACUGCACAGAUGGACCAUCAGGAGUGGAAACGCAUCUUUCAGACAGGGAUUAUCCAUCCACAUCACACUUGGCGUCUGGAAUUUACUGACGACCUUCUGUCUGCGAACGAGACAACAACUCAGUACAAGAGGACCACAAGUGCCUGGUUCACAUGCAGGAGAUGUGGGAGACCCUGGCCUUCCAACGAGGUGAAAGUGAUCUUCUACAUAAGGCACGCAGACGACCAGGGAACCGUCAUAGUGAAGGUGUUCGGCCAAAGCUGCAAGAACUGUGAAGAAGCUCCAAUGGAGACGCCUCAAAUCAGUUUGGAAAACAUCGAAAUCCUGAUGCAUGAGCUGGUGGAGAUGAUAAAAAUAUACUUUUACCAUGAAGAAGAUUCUGGGCGACGUUGGAAUCCCAUACGCCUUGUUAUCAACAGUACCCAUGAGCCGGAUCAUUGUGAGGGAUGCAAAAAUGGAAUGUGUGGAUGAUUAUGAUAAGUAUUCCUUUGUACUUAUAAAAGGUAAAAGAUCUCAUUCAACUCUGUCAAGCACUAAACUCUGUGUACAUGCAGCCUAUGCCUGUUUGAUUUGCUAGGUGCAUAUGUAUCUAUCUAAAAAAAAAAAAAAAAACUACAAUUUCUGAGCCUGGGAUAAAUAAAGUAUAUCUAUCUA
Molecule: messenger RNA, 684 nt
Organism: Cololabis saira (Pacific saury)
Lineage: Eukaryota; Metazoa; Chordata; Actinopteri; Beloniformes; Belonidae
Product: receptor-transporting protein 3-like
Exons: 2
Coding region: 40-501 (153 amino acids)
Biological process (GO): protein targeting to membrane; protein insertion into membrane
Molecular function (GO): olfactory receptor binding
Source: RefSeq, a predicted model, not a curated record